Limanda limanda (common dab) is the source of this 942-nucleotide messenger RNA. RefSeq names its product free fatty acid receptor 2-like. Gene Ontology annotation, molecular function: G protein-coupled receptor activity. The transcript has a single exon. Bases 1 to 942 code for a protein of 313 amino acids. Gene Ontology annotation, cellular component: plasma membrane. Gene Ontology annotation, biological process: G protein-coupled receptor signaling pathway; cellular response to fatty acid. The record is from RefSeq and is a predicted model, not a curated record. NCBI's taxonomy places the organism in Eukaryota, Metazoa, Chordata, Actinopteri, Pleuronectiformes, Pleuronectidae.
AUGGUGAGCAGUGAGGUGAUUCUCUCGGUGUACAUAAUAACCUUCGUGAUUGGCUUCCCAGCCAACCUCCUGGCUCUCUAUGCCUUCAGUGUCAAGAUCCAUGUCAAGGCAAAUCCAACAGACAUCCUGCUACUCAAUCUGACCGUCUCCGACCUGCUCUUCUUGAUCAUCCUUCCUCUCAAGAUGUACGAGGCGGAUUCAGACAUGAAUUGGAAUCUGCCCCAGUUCCUGUGCACCCUCACCGCCCUCACCUUCUUCUCCACCAUCUACACCAGCUCCUUAUUGCUGAUGGCUGUCAGUCUGGUUCGCUACAUUGCUCUCGCCUUCCCUAUCGCCUAUCAUCUGCUGCACAAACCUGUGUAUGCAGUAGUGAUGAGUGCAGUCAUUUGGCUGAUCUCCUUUGCACAUUGCAGUAUCACUAUCAUCACCCAGUACCACCCAUCCCUAGCCAGCGAAACCCCUGAUGACCAGGCCUAUGCUUGCUAUGAAAACUUUACGGAGAAGCAGCUGGAUGUCGUCCUCCCGAUACGUUUGGAGGCUUUCUUUGUUCUCUGCCUUGUACCUCUUGUAAUUUGUGUUUACUGCUAUGUGCAAUGCAUCUUGAUCCUGUACAGCCGCCCCAGGAUAUCCCGCAUGCAGAAGCAGAAAGCCAUCGGUAUGGCCUUGGGAACUCUGGCCGUGUUCCUCAUUUGCGUGCUACCAUACAAUAUCUCUCAUGUAGUGAGUUUCAUUAGGGGUAAGAGCCCAGAAUGGAGGUACUACGUUUUGCUGCUUAGCACCUUCAACACCUGCAUUGAUCCCAUCAUAUUCUACUUUUCUUCCUCUAGCUUCCACUGCAACAGUAAAAAGUCAAUUUUCCGGAAACGUAAACUCACUGUUACAGAGUUACAAAAUCAGGUCACAAGCUCUAACACAGAGCUCAAAGACACUGUUCAGCUUUAA